UUCAUGACCUCAAAUUUUGGGUAGAUGUCUCGAAAACGUGAACAUGCCGUCGAUUGUGAGAUGGCUAAGCGUGGAGUUUGGCUUGUGAAGGUACCUCGUUAUCUGUCAGAUUUAUGGGAAGCCAAUGCUGGUACCGACGUAGGUCGACUUGUAAUACAUCAGGGCGCAAAUGGAAAAGGAGAUGUAAAACUGAAGUCUCGUCCUGGUCUUGUUCUACCACAAUCUGUAACUUCCACUUUGAAAGGGCCUGCACAAAUACCUGACGAACACUCAUUUAUUCUUGGAGAUGUUCUUAAUCAAACGAUGGCGGUGCUAGCAGAAGAUAAGACUGGCUUAAACGAGGACGCUGAUGUCAGGUCUGGAAGAUUAUCAUUAGAGGGCAGAGUAGUAAAGCGUGCGGAAUGCCGCCCACCUGCAUCAAAUAGUUAUCUGAAGAUGAAAAUAGCACAAAUUUCAAAUAGUGGUCAGCCUAAAAAACAAGUUCUGCAAAUGGAGAAGGCUGCUGUUAAAUUCAAACCUGUUGCUGCACAUGCUGAAGAUAUGAUGCGUAUCAAACAGAAGAAAGAAGGUGCUAAAACAGUUCGCGCAGAUCGUAAUGUUCUUAUGCAAGCGUUGUUCCAUGCGUUCGAGAAGCAUCAAUACUACAGACUCCAAGAUUUACAACAAUUGACGCAGCAACCUGCCGGAUACGUGAAGGAGCUGUUGACUGAAAUUGCUGUAUACAAUACAGCACCGCCCCAUAAAAGCAUGUGGGAGCUGAAACCGGAAUAUCGCGAUUAUGCUGUACAAAAGUCAUAG
Messenger RNA from Cylicocyclus nassatus, 798 nucleotides. Lineage: Eukaryota; Metazoa; Nematoda; Chromadorea; Rhabditida; Strongylidae. The record is from the annotation of a GenBank genome assembly.